Messenger RNA from Coniosporium apollinis CBS 100218, 1107 nucleotides. RefSeq lists its product as uncharacterized. Gene Ontology annotation, biological process: retrograde vesicle-mediated transport, Golgi to endoplasmic reticulum. The coding region runs from base 1 to 1107 and encodes 368 amino acids. Lineage: Eukaryota; Fungi; Ascomycota; Dothideomycetes. The record is from RefSeq and is a predicted model, not a curated record. The transcript has 2 exons. Gene Ontology annotation, cellular component: membrane; Golgi apparatus.
AUGGCGCCCCGAUUCAACCUCCCUCCAUUAACGAAAUACCUCCUCGCUACCCUGUUUAUCUUCACACUCCUCAACGCCAUACUACGACCAUACAGCAGCUGGGUAGAAGGCGCCGAAAAAGCCGGCAUCAGCAAGGGAGAUGGCGCGCCCUAUUUAGCCAUCGUGCCCCGGCAGUCCAUCGUCUACCCCUGGGUGUGCCUGACCGCGGCACUGGUGGAGCAGAACAUCUUUGGCCUGUUGAUCACCGGUGCGACAGUCUUCUAUGGCGGACGCUACCUCGAGCGCGCGUGGGGCUCGUCAGAGUUUGCGAAGUUCAUACUCUUCGUUGCUAUGAUACCCAACAUCCUGAGCUGGGUGCUGUACUAUUUGUUCUUUGCUCUAUCUGGCAGCGACAGGGCUCUCAACACCACAAUAUCCGGUGGCAUCCAACUCCAAGCCGCCUUCCUCGUCGCCUUCAAGCAGCUCGUCCCCGAACACACCGUCGCCAUCGCCAAAGGCUUCAUCCGCAUGCGCGUGAAGCAUUUCCCUGCCAUCUUCCUCCUCGGCAACACCGUCUCCGGCCUAGUCUUCGGCACCGAGACCGCGCUCUUCCUCGCCUGGUUCGGCUUCUUCACGUCGUGGAUCUACCUCCGCUUCUACCGCACCAGCCCAUCUUUGUCGUCUACGGCGACCGGGGAGUCGGGGACCGUGAAGGGCGACGCAUCGGAUACGUUCAGCUUUGCGCACUUCUUCCCGGAUCCGGUUCAGACGGUUCUUGCGCCUGUGGCGGAUAAGGUGUAUGAUACGCUGGUUACGCUGAGGAUAUGCAGCCCGUUCUCAGACGAGGACAUCGAUGCGGGGAAUGAGCAGGCGUCGGCAAGGGCCGAGGGAGGUCUGCCCAGCCUGAUGAACGUUGGCGGUCGCGCCGGCAGAGGAGGUGGCAGGAGAGAGGAAGCUGAGCGGCGGAGAGCGCUGGCGCUCAAGGCACUGGAUCAGAGGUUGCAUGCCGCAGCGAAUAGGCCUCACACUGCCGCGGCUCCACCUGCCACCGCGGUGCCGUCGAUCCCGGAAGAAACAAACUAUGAAGUGGAACGUGGAGAGCGUCCGCCGAAGGAGGCUCAGGCAUGA